CGUGGGUACGCAUGCGCCUGUGCUUGCUUUGGGGAUGGACGCCUUACGGGUUUGCCGUUGGGUUUCGGGGACCUGGCGACCCAGGUUCGGUGCUGGCUUACGGCGGAGAAAUGCAGGCUUCGGCACCGAGGCCCGGCGUCGGCCUCAACCUCAAGCUUCCAGCAAGCGCAAGGACCCAGUGGAGGACCAGCCCUUCCCGGGGCUUCUGCGGACAGAGAACCUCGGCGUGGAAGAGCUGGUUAACGUGCUGAGGGCAGCUGUGGUGGAUCAGAAAGGACCUCUGGUGACACUCAACAAGCCACAGGGUCUGCCUGUGACAGGGAGACCCGGGGAGCUGACAUUGCUUUCUGUGCUGCCGCAGCUGAGCCAGGCCCUGGGGCUUGGACACCGGGAGCUCCAAGUUGUACGAGCACCUGGAAAGGAGGCCUCUGGGCUUGUGCUUCUCUCCAGCUGUCCCGAGACAGCGAGCCGCCUGCAGAGGUUCUUUGCUCAGUCGAGGAGAUCCCAGAGGCCCACAGCCACCUACUGUGCAAUCACUGAUGGCAUCCCUGAGCCUUCUGAGGGGACUGUCAGCGUGGCUCUGAAGCUGGACCGCAUGGAUGGCAUUGAUCUUGCAGUCCCAGUGACAUCCCCAUCUCGGAAGGACAUCCUAGAAGGCGUCAAGAGGACCCUCAGCCAUUUUCACGUGAUGGCCACAGGCUGUGGCUGUGCCCUGGUCCAGCUGCAGCCACUGACAGUGUUUCCCAGUCAACUGCAGGUGCACAUGGCUCUGCAGCUCUGCCCGGUGCUUGGGGACCACACCUAUGCUGCUCGAGUGGGCACUGUUCUGGGCCAGCGCUUUCUGUGGCCGGCCACGACCACCAAACCCCAGAGACAGGGACCAACGUGGUGGCAGUAGAGUCUGGCCUCUCGGUGUGUCCCAGGCUUCUGGCUCCAGCGUCUUUCCUAGAAGCUGACCUGUGGGUAGGGGACCCUGAGUCCUUGCCUUCCCCAGAGCCUUGCUGGGUCAGCAGAUGAGGGAGUGAUGAGCGGACUGCUGUGCGCCGGUGGCCCACUGCCAUGGGUUUCUUGAUGGUAGACCCCUCCACCAGGAGCCGGAUCCCCACGUACUGGGGCACCUCCACAGCAGGCUAUGGGCAGGAGAAAAAACAAGGCCAUGGCAGACACUAGUGAGAGAUGGCAGUGACACCAUCUAGACUCGUGACACAAGGCAGAGAUGGACGAAUCGGUUUCUGGGGUAUCUGGUCAAGAGGCACUUCUGAAAACAGGAAGCUCCCUCUGUUCUCAAGGGGUCCAGAGACCCUAGACUCACAGAGCCCCAGGGAGCAGGAAACCAGAGAAGCAGAGAUCUCAGCCAUGCAGACAAAGCAGUCAAUCCCACUGCACACCAAGGUGACCUCUGGCCUGUGUCAGAAUAAAAGCAGCCAGAGGCAGACAGAAUUGAGCCAUGGUUUUCUGUGUGGAAAUGAAAUUCCCAUCAUGGAUACCAAGAAGAGGGAAGGGGCUAGAGAUGGCUCAGAAGUUAUUAGCACUCGUUGCUCUUCCAGAGGACCCAGAUUCAAUUCCCAGAAUUCACACGGCAGCUCACAAUUGUCUGUGACUCCGGUCACACCCACGCAGACACACAUGCAUGCAAAACACCAAUGCACAGAGAAAAAAUUUUUUUUAAAAAAAGAGGGAGGUAUAGUGACUCCUCCCGGUAGGGCCUCUGUAGUUAGAUAAGGGCUUCAGGAUCGACUCCACCUGAAUCCUAGUAGCUUUCUAAUAAAAGGGAAAGUUACAGGCGGUUGUGAGCUGCCUGAUGUGGGUGCUAGGACCUGAGCUUGGGACCUCUACAAGAUCAUCAAAUGCUCUUAACUGCUGAAACCUGUUUUCUUUGUAACUUACACUGUCUAUGGUAUUAUGUAUUAGCAACAGAAAUGGAUAGAUACACGAAAUACUAAAUUUUCGUGGGAGACAGUGUUGAGAUGGCUUAGUGAGUUAAGGUACUUGCUGAGUUCAAGCCCCAAGACCCAUGGGGUAGGAGCAGAGAACGGGCUCCCACAAGUCGGCCUCUGACUUCCACAUGUGUGCUGUGGCAUGUGUGACCACACACAUACACAAACACAAUAAAUAUAAAGAACAAUUUAAAAAGCUGCAAAUGGGUGGGCGUGGCUUCUAAUAGAGAUCUCUGAUGGCAGCCCUCUCAGUCCAAGGUCACAUUUGGCAUCAGGAACUAGAGGAUCUGCUGGUUGUGCUUUGUGACCCAGCACCAAACGUCUCUACCCUGAACCUCACCAGCUUGUUAACCUAUCUUCUAGUUCACAAGACAGAGAACAGACUGAGCUGAACAACACUGGGGACAAGCAGAUAAAGGAGAAUGUCGGACAGUGCUUCGGCCAGCCUGCCUGGCCUUCAAAGGGUCAGGAUGCGGAGCUGUCCUAGAUAAAGGGGAUCAGAGAGACAAAGCCACUAGUGUAGCUACCUUAGUUGCGCAAUGGCCC
Messenger RNA from Myodes glareolus (Bank vole), 2483 nucleotides. It is a transcript of the gene Rpusd3, whose product is annotated as RNA pseudouridine synthase D3. NCBI's taxonomy places the organism in Eukaryota, Metazoa, Chordata, Mammalia, Rodentia, Cricetidae. Gene Ontology annotation, molecular function: RNA binding; pseudouridine synthase activity. Gene Ontology annotation, biological process: pseudouridine synthesis. The record is from RefSeq and is a predicted model, not a curated record.